ACCGCUGCUCAAACUGUCGUGAGCGCUGUGUUCACGAAGCUUCCGAGAAUCAUGUAAUUAUUUCUUGAAGAACAGUGGAGUGAGUGAUCGAUACAGUGAGUGACGCGCUUCUGAAACGGUCGACUGUUAUUUAAAGCGCUCUGGAGAGAUUCACUGUCAUGACUGACUUUAACUUCAUCUCUAGAUGAAACUGAUGUCCAGUGAGUGAAGAUGAGCUGCACUGUGCUGGUCACUGGAGGAGCGGGAUUCAUCGGAUCUCAUCUGAUCACGGCUCUGGCCGAGAGAUUCCCACACUGGCGAGUCAUCAACGUUGAUAACCUGCAGCGCUGCUCGAGUCUGAAGAACCUGCGGUCCGUCGAGGGCAGCGGCCGCUACACCUUCAUCCCGGGGGAUGUUUGCAAUCCAUUUUUCAUAAACCAUCUCUUUUCAACGGAAAACAUCGAUAUUGUGUUUCACUGUGCUGCUGAAACUCAUGUGGAGAGCUCGUUCCUGUGUCCGUCACACUUCAUGCGUGUGAACGCGGACGGCACCGGCGUUCUGGUCCGAGCGGCGCUGGAGGCGCGAGUCCGGCGCUUCAUCUACGUCAGCACCGAUGAGGUGUACGGAGACAGUCUGGACCAGCCGUUUGAUGAACUGAGUCCACAAAGACCCACCAAUCCGUACUCGGCUUCAAAAGCUGCGGCUGAAAACAUCGUCAUGUCCUACUGGAUCAAGCACAAGUUCCCCGUUGUGAUCACGAGGAGCAGUAACGUUUAUGGACCGCGGCAGUAUCAUGAGAAGGUACGAGAGCAGCAGGCACCACAUGACUGUGACGUUAUUCACUGUUUUAACACUGUGUUUGUGUUUGAUCAGGUCAUUCCCAGAUUCCUGUCACUCAUUCAACAGGAGCAGAAAUGCACUAUCCAGGGCUCAGGCCUUCAGUCCAGACACUUCCUGUACGUCAGCGACGUCACAGACGCCUUCCUGACGGUGAUGGAGAAGGGCAUUCUGGGGGAGAUUUACAACAUUGGGAGCAGCUUUGAAAUUCCCAUCAUUCAGUUGGCCAGAGAACUAGUGAAAAUGAAAGUGAAGAAUGUCUCGUGUGAAACGCUGGAUGAUUGGAUGGAGUUUGUUGAAGACCGUCCCGUGACGGAGCUCCGGUAUCCCAUGAUAUCCGAGAAACUGCACAGACUCGGAUGGAGACCAAAAGUCACGUGGAAGGAAGGAAUCAGAUGGACCAUAAAGUGGUAUGAAGAGAAUCCAAACUACUGGCCGUUAAUCAGUGAAAAUCCAGACAACUCUGCAGAAUCAUGUGAUCAGACGCCCCCACAUUCAGUGCCUUAUGAAGUCAGAUAAUAAAGUCUAUUAAUUAACAACGUACUGUAAUAUUUAAGUCUAAUUGUUUAUUAUAUGUUAUCUAUGCAAGAUUGUCCAGCAAGUGUCAGUCUGUGAAGAACAUCAAGAAUCUGUUUCACAGGAUUAAAGAGGACCAAAACUUAAACAAGAUUUUAAACUGUUUUUAAAGCUCAUUUGGAAUGAAAACUGUGUGUCACAAGCUCAGCUGUGCUCAGCUUGUUGAUUAUGAAAGAAAAACUUCAUUUCUAUGAUUACAUGUAUGUAAACUGUCUUCGAUCAUAUUUAUGCUUUAAUAAAAAGAUGUUUGAACAGG
Ctenopharyngodon idella (grass carp) is the source of this 1648-nucleotide messenger RNA. Its product is annotated as dTDP-D-glucose 4,6-dehydratase-like. Gene Ontology annotation, molecular function: dTDP-glucose 4,6-dehydratase activity. The transcript is spliced from 11 exons. Lineage: Eukaryota; Metazoa; Chordata; Actinopteri; Cypriniformes; Xenocyprididae. The record is from RefSeq and is a predicted model, not a curated record. The coding region runs from base 211 to 1335 and encodes 374 amino acids. Gene Ontology annotation, biological process: nucleotide-sugar metabolic process.